Molecule: messenger RNA, 3099 nt
Organism: Siniperca chuatsi (mandarin fish)
Lineage: Eukaryota; Metazoa; Chordata; Actinopteri; Centrarchiformes; Sinipercidae
Gene: pck1
Product: phosphoenolpyruvate carboxykinase 1 (soluble)
Exons: 10
Coding region: 71-2155 (694 amino acids)
Biological process (GO): cellular response to glucose stimulus; response to starvation; propionate catabolic process
Cellular component (GO): mitochondrion; cytosol
Molecular function (GO): GTP binding; manganese ion binding; phosphoenolpyruvate carboxykinase (GTP) activity
Source: RefSeq, a predicted model, not a curated record
AACAGGUUCAUGCAAAUAACCCAGAGGCCGAGCCUCCCUCCCACCCCUCCUCCUCCUUCCCUCUCUCCGCAUGUGGGACAUCCCAGUGUAUAAAAAGAACAAACCCUCUCCAAAGCAGAUACAACUGACCAAGAAGGAGAAACAGUCCUCAACUCUCCUGAAAACAGCCAACAGAGACACCUCAACUGAUGAGGCCAAGCUAAAGGCUCUGCGCUCAAAACAAGCUACUGAAGACUUCCUCUUGCCUUUUCUUUCUCUAUCUAUCUCUCCAGACUCCGCCAUGCCUCCUCAGCUUCAGUCCCAGAACCAGAGCGGUCCCAGGAUCCUGCAGGGCGAUCUCAGCGCGCUCAGUCCGGCCGUCAAGGAGUUUGUGGAUGCCAAUGUGAGUCUGUGCCAGCCUGACUUCCUCCACAUCUGCGAUGGCUCAGACGAGGAGAACCGCGCCAUCCUGACCCAGCUGGAGGAGCAGGGGAUGAUCAAGAAGCUCAACAAAUUUGAGAACUGUUGGUUGGCCAGGACUGACCCAAGAGACGUGGCUCGUGUGGAGAGUAAAACUGUUAUUGUGACCCGGGACCAGAGAGACACGGUGCCCACACCGCUGGGGGGCGGAGUCAGCCAGCUGGGUUGCUGGAUGUCAGUGGAAGAGUUCGACAAAGCCAUGGCUCAGCGGUUCCCCGGCUGCAUGAAAGGUCGUACCAUGUAUGUGAUUCCCUUCAGCAUGGGUCCAGUAGGUUCCCCCCUCUCUAAGAUCGGAGUGGAGCUGACAGACUCUCCCUACGUGGUGGCCAGUAUGAGGGUGAUGACCCGUAUGGGGAAGGCUGUGCUGUCCACUCUGGGGACGGGCGAGUUCGUCCGCUGUCUGCACUCCGUCGGCUGUCCUCUACCACUCAAAAAGCCCCUGGUGAACAACUGGCCCUGUAACCCCGAGCAGACGUUAAUCGCCCACAUCCCGGACCGCAGGCAGAUCGUCUCAUUCGGUAGUGGUUACGGAGGAAAUUCCCUGCUGGGGAAGAAGUGCUUUGCUCUGCGCAUUGCCUCGCGUAUUGCCAAGGAGGAGGGCUGGCUGGCAGAGCACAUGCUGAUCCUGGGCAUCACCAACCCUGCUGGGGAGAAGAAGUACAUGGCAGCAGCCUUCCCCAGCGCCUGCGGGAAGACAAAUCUGGCCAUGCUCUGCCCCACGCUGCCGGGCUGGAAGGUCGAGUGUGUGGGAGACGACAUUGCCUGGAUGAAGUUUGACAACCAAGGCAACCUACGUGCCAUCAACCCUGAGAACGGCUUUUUCGGAGUUGCGCCCGGCACCUCAGCCAAAACCAACCCCAACGCCAUGGAGACCAUCAUCAAGAACACCCUUUUUACCAAUGUUGCAGAGACCAGCGAUGGCGGUGUGUACUGGGAGGGAAUGGACCAGUCACUGCCUGAGGGAGUCACCAUCACUUCCUGGAAGAACAAGCCCUGGAGCUCGGAAGAUGGCGAACCCUGUGCUCACCCCAACUCUCGUUUCUGCACUCCGGCCGGUCAGUGCCCCAUCAUCGACCCACUGUGGGAAUCCCCAGAGGGAGUCCCCAUUGAGGCCAUCAUCUUCGGAGGACGCAGGCCAGAAGGUGUCCCUCUGGUAUACGAGGCUUUCAGCUGGCAGCACGGAGUGUUUGUUGGAGCAGCCAUGAGGUCAGAGGCCACCGCUGCAGCUGAACACAAAGGCAAGGUGAUCAUGCACGACCCCUUCGCCAUGCGUCCCUUCUUCGGCUACAACUUUGGACAGUACCUCUCUCACUGGCUGAGCAUGGCCGACCACCCCGGCGCCAAGCUCCCCAAGAUCUUUCAUGUCAACUGGUUCCGCAAGAGCCCCACCGCCGGAUUCCUCUGGCCCGGUUUCGGUGACAACAUCCGCGUGCUGGACUGGAUGUUCAGGCGGGUGAAUGGCGAGGCCGGCGCCAUGCCCUCUGCCGUGGGCUACCUGCCCUGCUGCGACUCCCUGAACCUCCAGGGCUUGGAGAAAGACGUGGACCUCAAGGAGCUGUUCUCCCUGGAUCAGGAGUUCUGGCAGAGGGAGGUGGGGGAGGUGAGGAAGUACUUCACCACGCAGGUGAACGACGACCUGCCCAACGAGGUGGCCCGGCAGCUGGAGCUCCUGCAGCAGAGAGUGAAGCAGAUGUAAAGAGGAAAAACAGGAGAGAAGGGAAAGAACAGAACAGCGCGUUAGCAAUUCCGAAGGAGCAUGUUUGUGUUCCUUUAAUAGUGUUUUUUUAUAAACAAAAUCUAACCAACAGCAUCAUCUCACUGCUGGGUUUUGGGUAAACUAGAGCUUUCAUUUUAUUUAGUCUGUGGCCCAACAGGUAAAUUAGGUCUCCAAGCUAACGUUAGUGAAAGUGUUAUUAAUGAGAUAUGAAAGCCUAAAACAUGCGUUUUAGAUGAAUGAGAAGUAUACACUUUGAACACAUUCAACAUGUUGCUGCAAUUAAAUUGUAUGUAAAAAUGGUAUGUGACGCAGGGGUUUUCUAUCCAGAAGUAAUUGUAAACAAACGGUCUAUACGUUUUUGGUUCUACUUGUUUUUUUUCGUUUGCUAGAAAUCCUCCCCUUUUUUCAGAUUAUUAUUCUGAAAAUGCUUCUGUUAAAAUUCAGAUGGGGGUGUUGAGAUGAAUUAUAUGAACUUGUAGGAAUUGUAGAGUUAACAAACAUUCCUCACUGUGCUCAUCGUAUAUGACAGAUGGUACCAGUCAUGACUGCUGGUUUGAAUAGGAAAUGUUUCCUUUCCAUCCAUUCACAUGCUGUCGUAGCAGAACUAUGUUUUAAAUUGUUGUUCCAAUGUAUUGUCCUACUGUAUGUCUGAAUUCUACUAUUUAAUAAUAACUUAUUAUAAGUGCACAUCAUAUCAUCAUUGCCAUAUGGAUCGGUAUGGCACAGAAAGAGUAAAUGAGUCCAGGUUAGUUCAGCUCCAGUGUUGUUUGAUCCCCGAACGUGGGGGAAAUGUAUGUUUUCUGUUCCUAUCAUUAUUUUGUGCCUUCAUUUAUUUUUAUACAUUGUUAGUAUCUCUUGGUUCUGUUUUGUUGUAAUCUUGAGCCCCCAAAGAGGGGAGACAACAAUAAAGGUAUUUAAACGUA